Molecule: messenger RNA, 1816 nt
Organism: Dermatophagoides pteronyssinus (European house dust mite)
Lineage: Eukaryota; Metazoa; Arthropoda; Arachnida; Sarcoptiformes; Pyroglyphidae
Product: BRCA1-associated protein-like
Biological process (GO): Ras protein signal transduction; protein ubiquitination
Cellular component (GO): cytoplasm
Molecular function (GO): zinc ion binding; ubiquitin protein ligase activity
Source: RefSeq, a predicted model, not a curated record
GGUCAAUAUUGCAAAUCGAUUUCGUUUCCAUGAUUUUCGUUUAGUUUGUUUUCAUUCGAAAAUUGUGCAAAAAACUACUUAUAACAUUUGUAUGUCGACGGUUAUUAUUCACUGGAAUGUCUAUUUCUUUGAUUGCUAUCAAAAUUGUUCUAUCAAAAUCGUCGGAGAAUUUGAAACAUAAAAUUGACUUUGUUGCCAAUAGAUAUCUACAUUUAGCAGCUACAAUGUCCAACAAUUCUCAACAACAACAGCCAACAUCGAAUGAAUCAUCGAAAAAAUUUGAUCUUCGUGAACCACAUGAUAUUACAGUUGAACAAUAUCAAUUACCAUUUUGUUUAGGAAAUCAUAAUGUUGAAACAAUUCAAGGUAUACUUUAUCUUUUUAAAGAAAAUAAACUUACACCAUUGGGUGAAGAAUCGGAACGUAGUGAUAUUAUUUGUAUGCUAUCGGUAAAUGCAAAUAAAUCGAUUCAUGAUAUUUUACAAUUUACCGCUCCAUUCAGUGAAGAUAUUCAACAUAUACAGAUUAUUCGUGAUUCAACUCCUAAUCAAUAUAUGGUUUUAUUAAAAUUUCAUAGUCAACGUAGUGCCGAUGAAUUUUAUAAUUCUUUCAAUGGUUCUACUUACAAUUCUAUUGAACCAGAAAUAUGUCAUUUAGCAUUUGUUGCUAUGAUUGAAGUAUUGGAUGAUUCAAAGCAAUCAUCACAAUUACCUAUUACUGGUUUUACUGAAUUACCUACCUGUCCUGUUUGUUUGGAACGAAUGGAUGAAUCAGUUCAAGGUAUUCUAACCAUUCUUUGUAAUCAUUCAUUCCAUGGAAAAUGUUUGGAUCAAUGUGUUGAUUCUAGUUGUCCGGUUUGUCGUUAUUGUCCAACACCGGAAGCAAUGCCUGAUAGCCGUUGUUCAGAAUGUGGUUCACAAUCAACAGCACAAGAUUCAUUAUGGAUUUGUUUAAUUUGUGGUCAUAUUGGUUGUGGCCGUUAUUUAAAAGGACAUGCAUCUAAACAUCAUAAAGAUACUGGACAUACAUAUGCUAUGCAAUUAGGUCAUAAUAAUCGUGUUUGGGAUUAUGCCGGUGAUAAUUAUGUACAUAGAUUGUUACAAAAUAAAGAUGGUGAACCAGUCGAAUUGAAAGCAAAUCAAAGUGGUGGCCAAACUAAUCAAUUAAUGCAUGAUGAAAAAAUUGAUUCCGUUCAAUUGGAAUAUACCUAUUUGUUAACACAACAAUUAGAAAAUCAACGUCAUUAUUAUGAAGAAACUAUUAAUCAUAUGGAAAAAGAUAAAGAAAAACAAAUGAAAGAAUUGAUUGAUAAUAAUGAUCGUCUCAUGAAUGAAAACAAAAAUCUUAUCAAUUGUAUUGAUGAAUUAAAACGAUCCAAACAACAAUUGGAAAAAAAAUUAAAUCAAUUGACACAAAAAUUACAGAAAACAUCGGCAGAUCUGCAAGAAGAAAAAGAACUGAAUAAAUGUCUUCGAAAAAAUCAAGAUGAAUAUACCAAAAGAUUGAAUGAAACGGAAAAAAAUUUGCAAAAUUAUAAAAAAGAAAAAGAUGCAGAAAUUGAUGAUCUCAAAGAACAAAUGCGUGAUUUAAUGUUUUUCUUAGAAGCAAAAGAAAAAAUUCAAAAUAUACCCAAUGAAACAUUGAAAGAAGAAAUUGAAACAGGAAAAAUAUGCAUCCAACAACAACAACAACAAUCAACGAGUAAAACAAAAUCCUCCGGUCGUAAUAAAAAAGUUAAUAAAUAAAUAGUGUCUUCGUCAUCAAAAUGUGAAUUUUAUUUUAUCAGAAUCAGAAUUUGAAUAAAUCUAAAAAAUUA